AGAUCAUGUCAUCUGAGCUUGAAUUAUUGAAAUAGCGCAUCACUGAACUUGAGGAUGAGAAUAUGGCAUCCCAAAAUAAUUUGGGCAGCAUGUAUAACACAGUGUCUGAUGCUGAAAUAGCUGAACUUAAGCACAGUAAUAUCGAGUUUCUAAGAGCGAAUGAGGAAUAUAACGAGAGGUGUGAUGCUGAAAAUGCCAAACUUAGGGCUGGAAUCGUGGAGUUGAAAUCUGAGAAUGCUGAGCUUAGUGAUCGUGUCACAAAAGUGAAACAGAACCAGUUACAAAAUGACUCAGCUGAAGGCAUUCAGGGUAAGGGAAAUAUUACCCCUAACAAUAACCCAUCUAACUUCAAUUUGG
Messenger RNA from Rhizophagus irregularis DAOM 181602=DAOM 197198, 357 nucleotides. Lineage: Eukaryota; Fungi; Glomeromycota; Glomeromycetes; Glomerales; Glomeraceae. The record is from RefSeq and is a predicted model, not a curated record.